AUGGAGAUCCAGUUCUCUCUCCCCAUCAAUACGGCCAAGCAGAGCAAGUCUCCUGACGAUGGUGCCGAGUCUCAGCCUCCAAAAGCUACUCCUGCUGCGAAUCAAGGUGUUAAGCUCAUCCACACAAAGAAAGCGCCGCUGUUGCUCACGGAACCCGCCGUCAACACCAUCCGCUUUGCCAAUAGCGAGCAGAGGGCGUAUUUUGACGAAUGGUCCAAACUGUCCGUGGGCUUUCUGAGUGGCGGACUAAAUCAAACGCGCUUGUGGACAACGACUAUGCCGCAGGUAUCCUUGGAAGAGACGGCAUUGCGAUACGGAGCGAUGGCUGUGGGCGCAUUGCGGAAGGCAUACGAGCUUGGGAGUCCAUCUACGGCACUGACAAACGGGAACAAGCAUUAUCUCAACGCUGUCAUCUACUACUGCGAGGCACUGCGACUACAAGCGAAAGCUAAACCUACUAGGGAGGGCUUGCGAACAGCCCUUCUAUCAUCCCUUUUGUUUAUUUGUUUCGAGGCGCAGCGAGGAAACAUGCCUGCCGCUCUAAAGCAUGUCACGCACGGAUUCAGCAUGUUGAACGAGCUGGCUGCUUGUACGGACCUCGCUCCAAGCCUGGUUAGCAUUGCGCCGGCACCGCCAGCACUGGUGCAGGAAAUUCUAGAUUGUUACAAACCACUCGAACUCCAGUCGAGAUCUUUCAUGGGUUCAUACAAGAAAUUCUUCUUCCCGCCGACCCCAACCAAAGCUGUGCCUGGCGCAUUAGCACCAGGAGUUUGGGGGAUUGCCACGACGAACCAAGGCAGUCCGGCUGCGAGUUCUGAUACUAUGCACUCGAUUCCCAGUCCACCAAGUCAUCCAGGAACCCCAUGGCAAAGUCCACCGUCAUCAAGUACACUGGCAUCUCAGACGGGGCUACCGAGCCCGCAGAGCCAAAGCAGCAACCCAGGGACACCACCCGGUCACUCGCCUCUCCAGGGCGCUCGACGGUUUGCCAGCAUUGCGCCCUUUACGAAACACUCUCCAUACUUUCGACCGAGACAAUCGAACAUCACUACGCUGGAUAAUUUGCCACAAGUGUUCAAGGAUCUGGACGAGGCCCAGGGAUAUUGGAGUUUGGUCCAGAAGGCCAUGGUUGCACAUCUCCCCAUGUUGACCAUGGUGACCUCACAACUCGGUCUAACGAGAGCAGCCAGCGAGGUGGAGCUAGACAUGAAGCUUUCCAGCGUCAAGAAGAACCCUCAGAUCACCAAAUUCAUCGCAGAAGUAAGAUACUGGAUCUCCCGGUGGGCUGAAGCUCACGAGCCAGUAUACCGGGCCAUCGGCCGCAACGCCACCAACGACCACCAGACGUACCUUCAAGCAAUCAACCUGCGAAUUGAAUAUCUCAUCCUGUACAUAUACACCACCGUGCCCCGAUUCUCCGGCCUCGUCACGGCCAAGGGCCUCACGCCCCAGUACCGCGAAAUCAACCGUCUCGCAGAAACCCUGCUCAUGGCCCGACCGAAUUGCGGAUUUGCAAUGGACUCGGGGUGGACAUGGCCGCUCUUUAUUUCGUCAUUCAGCUGUCGAGACCGUGCGGUCCGCGAAGACGCCAUCCGUAUCCUGGGCCAGUACCCGAUCCGGAAUGCCCUCCGUGACAGUCGAGUAUUCCGGGCAAUAGCGAUACGCAACGAAGAAGUCGAAGAGCAAACCGCCAUGGAAGGGACGGAACACGAGCAGUGGCUGCGGCUGCGGCGACGAGAGCUGGUGUUUGAAGAUUUCGGCACUAACAUCAUAUAUCGAUCUGCGCAGAAGAACGCCGAGACUGGGGCGUGGGAGCUUGUAGAGGAGAUUGCCGAGUUUACCGUCUUGCCCGACGGGAAGCUGGACUGGCAUCGGCAACCGGUGUCGGGCUCGGCGUCCAUCCUGUCGGGCGUGUGUUAG
Messenger RNA from Metarhizium brunneum ARSEF 3297, 1920 nucleotides. RefSeq lists its product as uncharacterized. The record is from RefSeq and is a predicted model, not a curated record. Lineage: Eukaryota; Fungi; Ascomycota; Sordariomycetes; Hypocreales; Clavicipitaceae.